AUGCAUGAUAAAAUGAAAUUAUCAUAUGGCUUAUUAAAAGACUCGGCCAAGUUAACAGAAGAUGCUGAUCGAAUCAAACGUAUUCGACAAUUUCUGGUCAAAUAUGCCACUGCUCUGAAUUUACAAAAGAAUAAAGAAGCAGUAGUUUGUUAUAUGGAUGAAUCGUAUGUUAAUACAGGUCAUCAUAUGCAUUAUGGUUGGUAUGCAGAUGCAAAUCGAAAUAUUCUUACUGGUACUGGUGUUGGUAAAAGACUUAUAAUAGUUCAUGCUAUUACCAAUGAUGGUCUUCUUCAACAUUUCGAUGCUUCAACAAACAAAACCAUUUCUGCCGAAUUGAUAUAUGAAGCGAAAAAUCCCACAGGCGAUUUUCAUUCUAAUAUGGAUGGUUAUAAUUUUCGUCUAUGGGUAGAACAAUAUUUGUUUCCUGCAUUCGAAGCUAAAUAUGGUCAUCAGAAACGAAUGAUUCUAAUAUUGGAUAAUGCUCCAUACCAUAAGGAACAAGGUAAAGGUUAUAUUAAUGUCAAAUCAAUGUCAAAGAUUGAUAUGAUUAAUCUUCUUAUAUCGAAAAACGUUCACAGUAUAGUAAUUCUUCGAAAUGGACAAGCAAAAAAGUUCAAGAAGGACCAAUGGAAUAUGAAUGGUCCAUCAGGUCCUUAUAAAGAAGAACUACGAGUAUUUAUCGAAAGUUGGAUCAGACAGUAUCCUGAUCUUCAAAAAACGUUAUUAGAGAAAUUAUUUGAACAAAAAUCAUUUGCUGCAAAAGCCAGUGUAUCUGACUUUCAUUAUUUCAUAUUAACUCCACCAUAUAAUCCUCAAUUUCAGCCUAUUGAAUUAGUGUGGUCUUAUGUAAAACGUUAUGUUGCGAAACAAUUCACGUCUUCUAGAACUGUUCAACAAUUAAUUGAACAAACAAAGAAAGGAUUCUAUGGUGAUGGAGGUGAUCCUGAAGAUUAUGAAGAAAUUUAUGAAAAAGAACAAGAUGAAGAUGAUGAUGAUGAUAUCAAUGUAGAAGAAGAUGACGACAUUCAAUAA
This is a messenger RNA of Rotaria sordida, 1032 nucleotides long. The record is from the annotation of a GenBank genome assembly. Lineage: Eukaryota; Metazoa; Rotifera; Eurotatoria; Philodinida; Philodinidae.